Messenger RNA from Babesia ovata, 705 nucleotides. Its product is annotated as ribosomal S15. Gene Ontology annotation, cellular component: ribosome. The record is from RefSeq and is a predicted model, not a curated record. Gene Ontology annotation, biological process: translation. The coding region runs from base 1 to 705 and encodes 234 amino acids. NCBI's taxonomy places the organism in Eukaryota, Apicomplexa, Aconoidasida, Piroplasmida, Babesiidae. Gene Ontology annotation, molecular function: structural constituent of ribosome. The transcript has 4 exons.
AUGUUUGCUUUACGGAGCCUCAUACGGGGGUUUACGUACGCGCAAGCUCCCCGAGCAUGCCAUAGCUCAGCGCCGCCGCAAAGUAGACACGUAUCGCACGUUAAGGCGUUCAGAAUCAAGGGAUACCCAUUCGAGAAGACCAGAGCGCCAAAGACUGAAUGGUACAAGCGCGCGGAGGCGGCAUUCCUCGCAGAACGUGCUAGGGUGCCGCAUGGACUGGUUGGAAGAUGGCAACCUGAGGACCUCUCGGGGUUGGAUCCCCGUGUAUCGCAAGCUCUCAGCCUCAAGUGCGCUAAUGGCAGGGAGAUCAGACGGGCGCGCACGUUGAUACUCAUGAAACACCUACAGAAGGAGCCGUUUGACACGGGAAGUGCACCAGUGCAGCUUGCUUGUGUUUCCGAGAAGAUUCUGAACCUCAGGGCGCACCUCAUCCGGCAUCCGCGAGACAAUUGCAGGAAGCGUGCCAUGGCCAUACUGCUAAGCAGGCGGCAUAAGCUAAUGAAGCGACUGUACAACGAAGACUUCCAGCUAUACCAGCACGUAUGCAAGGUGCUAAGCGUAGACGGCGACAUUUGCAAGUUCCUUAUUAGGCAAAAGCUUUGGUGGGGCAGGUUCAGGCCGCGGCCGAUAGCGCUGCCGUCUGGGAAAAAGAUCGCAUACACCAGACAUCCGAUGGAGCCACCUCCAGCGGAUCUCAACAGUUAG